Molecule: messenger RNA, 1887 nt
Organism: Aureobasidium subglaciale EXF-2481
Lineage: Eukaryota; Fungi; Ascomycota; Dothideomycetes; Dothideales; Saccotheciaceae
Exons: 4
Coding region: 1-1887 (628 amino acids)
Biological process (GO): electron transport chain
Cellular component (GO): mitochondrial inner membrane
Molecular function (GO): electron-transferring-flavoprotein dehydrogenase activity; iron-sulfur cluster binding
Source: RefSeq, a predicted model, not a curated record
AUGCCCGUGGCGCUUUCCCUCGCUCUGCUACGUCCGUGCGUCUGCCUUGUGCUCAGACAGGGUGACCGUGCCGGCGGCCGGCGUGGAUCCGAGGCAGCCAAUCACAUGCGCCGAGCAUCUGCCCGUCCGGCCAUUUUCCGCGCGGGACAGCGCCGUCCUUUUUCCAUCACAUCACGCAGACGUCUUGCCACGCACGAUGACUCAUUCAACCCUGCCGACAUCGAAAGAGAAAGCGACCAGGUUGAUGUGUGCAUAGUCGGAGGUGGCCCUGCUGGUCUCAGUGCUGCUAUUCGUCUGAAGCAACUUGCCAAUGACGCCGGUAACGAGGACUUCCGCGUUCUUCUACUCGAAAAGGCCGGAGAGUUGGGUGAUCACAUUGUGUCCGGCAAUGUUGUAGAGCCGUCCGCCCUGGAUGAGUUGCUGCCCGAUUGGAACUCGCCUGAGAACCCCAACCGCUACGAACAUGUCACAGCCGCCACGACAGACCGCAUGCGCUUCCUCACCAAGUCUUACGCACUGCCCAUCCCCGCUCCACCCCAGAUGAACAACCAUGGAAAUUACAUCAUCUCCUUGAAUCAAUUCACAAAAUGGUUAGGAGAAAGAGCAGAAGAAAUUGGUGUCGAGAUUUACCCUGGAUUUGCCGCUUCCGAAGUGCUUUACAAUGCCGAUGGUUCAGUCAAAGGUGUCGCCACAAACGAUCUGGGCAUCGGUCGCAAUGGCAAGCCCAAGGAUUCCUUUGAGCGUGGUAUGGAGUUCCAUGCUCGUGUCACUCUACUCGCCGAGGGCUGUCACGGUAGUCUAACCAAACAAGUCACAAAGAAGUUCGACUUGAGGAGGGACAGUCAGCCUCAAACCUAUGGUCUUGGUAUUAAAGAAGUAUGGGAGAUUGAUCCUGCAAAAUUCGAAAAGGGUUUGGUCGUUCAUUCCUUGGGCUAUCCUCUACCUGCCGAUACCUACGGUGGUGGUUGGAUGUAUCAUUUCGGUGACAACUUAGUCAGUAUUGGUCUGGUCGUUGGACUGGAUUAUCCCAACCCUUGGCUGGCUCCUUAUGGUGAGUUUCAGAAGAUGAAGCAUCAUCCCAUGUACAAGAAGUAUCUGGAGGGUGGAAAGUGCAUUUCCUAUGGCGCACGUACACUGAAUGAGGGUGGCUUCCAAUCCAUUCCAAAGUGCGCAUUUCCUGGCGGUGCUCUGAUCGGCGACACUGCUGGCUUCCUCAACGUUCCCAAGAUCAAAGGCACUCACACUGCCAUGCGUUCGGGUAUGCUUGCAGCUGAAGCAGCCUUCUCUGCGCUGCGCGAUGCAGAUGACUCUAGUCCCGUAUUCCUGUACGACUACGAGGAUAAGCUACGUUCAUCUUCCAUCUGGAAAGAGCUCAAGGAGGUUCGCAAUAUGCGACCUUCGUUCCACUCUCCCCUGAAGCUCUACGGCGGCAUUAUGUAUUCUGGCCUCGAAGCAUAUCUUCUUAAGGGUAGAGUACCAUGGACAAUCAAGCACGCUGGUACCGAUCACGGAGCUACUAAGCUUGCUGCGGACUGUCCGAAGAUCGAAUAUCCCAAGCCAGAUGGCAAGAUCAGUUUCGACAUCUUGACCAGUGUCAGCAGGACUGGCACAAAUCACGAGGAGGAUCAGCCUUGCCAUCUGCACGUGGAGGAUUGGGACAAGCACGCCGAGCUUGAGUAUCCAAAAUACCAGGGUGUCGAGAACAGGUUCUGCCCGGCCGGCGUGUAUGAAUACAUUGAGGACGAGAGCAAACCGCUCGGUGUGAGAUUCCAGAUCAACUCCCAAAACUGCGUACACUGUAAGACUUGUGAUAUUAAGGUUCCUGACCAGGACAUUACGUGGAGAACACCUCAGGGCGGUGAGGGCCCAAAAUAUGUCAUGACUUGA